AUCUCGGUCUUCGCGGUCGAGAUCUCGCUCUCCCUUCUUUCCCUCCCACUAAUUCUACGAUUGACGCUUGCGUCCAAGCAACACCCGCUUCAUCAUGCCGCAGGAUAUGCCCCCCGUGGGGGGCUACGAGCCCGUCCAGUACAAGCGCCACAUGCCCGCCCGUGGCUUCCGGCCCAUGUACUACCUGAUCGGAAUGCACAUGGUCAUGGCCUACGGUUACUACAAGCUGUUCUACGGUGUUCGUGAGCAACAUGAACUUGCUCGCGAAAAAAUCUGGUCCAGACUACACAUUCUCCCCCUCCUCCAAGCCGAAGAAGACCGCGACCAGGUCCGUCGACACUUCGCCGACAAGGCACGAGAGCGUGAGCUGCUUGGCCAAGAAACCAAGGUCUACAACACGGAUAGAUUCGUUCGCCCUACAUUCGUCUAUACCCCCUCCAACGUCACCCAGUAAAUUUGACGCGCUACUGCUACGUGCUUGGGAUAUUUAUGCUGGAUUGCUCGCAUCUUUUGCGGCGCUCGAUUGGCGUUUGCGGUUAUCGGGUGUGUUAUGAGAUUAAAAGCAAGCGAGACAAGGCAGGAGGACAGUACUGUACGCAGAGACUGCAGUUCGUCAGCGAGGAAGAAGAAGAAGAUGCUCAGAGAGUUCUGGGAAAAAAAUCAUUGUAUGAUGUAGAUAUACCGUCGCAAUUGUUUCGUUUUCGUCAAUGUUAUCCUUGUUUACCUUCGAUCCUGC
Molecule: messenger RNA, 736 nt
Organism: Aspergillus glaucus CBS 516.65
Lineage: Eukaryota; Fungi; Ascomycota; Eurotiomycetes; Eurotiales; Aspergillaceae
Product: putative NADH-ubiquinone oxidoreductase subunit GRIM-19
Exons: 4
Coding region: 95-454 (119 amino acids)
Source: RefSeq, a predicted model, not a curated record